UGGAGCCCAAAAAAAGCAAAGAGAACAACAUUAAGUUGACCCACAACAAAAGUCUCUUUGGUUUAUAUUCCCAUCUCCUCUACUCCACUCUCAAAAUUAGAUAACCCUAAUUUCUUUCACAAGACCCAAAGGACACCGCCGUUUCGCUCCUUCUCACCACCGAGUGAUCUCUUCAGAGAUGUCGCGUGUGUACGUUGGUAAUUUGGAUCCGCGAGUUACCGAGCGCGAGCUCGAGGAUGAGUUUCGUGUCUACGGAGUCAUCAAGAGUGUUUGGGUUGCAAGAAGACCACCUGGUUACGCUUUUCUUGAUUUCGAAGACUCGAGGGAUGCUCGAGACGCCAUCCGUGACUUAGAUGGCAAGAAUGGAUGGAGAGUUGAGCAGUCUCAUAACCGUGGCGGUGGUGGAGGCCGUGGUGGUGGUGGAGGCCGUGGUGAUGGUGGCCGUGGCCGUGGUGGUUCUGAUUUGAAGUGUUAUGAGUGUGGCGAGUCUGGUCACUUUGCACGUGAAUGCCGCUCCCGUGGUGGUGGUGGUGGUGGUGGAUCUAGGAGGGGUCGUAGUCCUUCUCCUCGUGGUCGCAGCCGUAGCCGCAGUCCUCCAAGAUACAGAAAGAGCCCAACCUAUGGAGGCCGCAGGAGUUACAGCCCUCGUGCGAGAUCUCCUCCUCCUCCAAGACGUCGUAGUCCUUCUCCUCGUGGUCGCAACUACAGUAGGUCACCACCGCCUUACAGAGCACGUGAGGAGGUGCCUUAUACUAAUGGAAAUGGUCUGAAAGAUGUGCGCAGAAGCCGUAGCUGAGUGGGAAGGGAUCAGGGAACUAACUGUUUUCUUGCGACGUCAAGAGGGCAGCUUAAGGGAAAUUAGUAUCUGUGAAUCUCACUAAGAGAAACAUGUGUUUAGCCUGUUGGGGUGGAAUGGAUAUGCUUGCUACUUUUGAAUUGCUGGAUCAUGCUUCUUAUUUGAGUUUGGAUAUGAAGCCGUAGUUGUGUCUGCCGUUAGGUAAAGUACAACCUUUUAAUAUUCCUACCCAAGUUCUUAAAAGACAUAAAACUUUAAUGAAAUUCUGAGUGUUUUGUUUUAUUGUGUCUGAGGUUUCUUCGGGUUUCUUCUACUGCUUCAUUGCUUAUCUCUACUUCUCUACUCUGCUCUGAGAGUCUGAGGCUACGUUAAUUGAUGAUUGAUCUGCAAUGGCAUCUUCAUAAUAGUUUGUGGAUCCCCUACUUGUUUCUUCGAGUUUCUACUGCUUCAUUGCUUAUCUCUGCUUCUCUGCUCUGCCCUGAAGUUUCUUCGUUAAUUGAUUGACCUGCAAUGUCAUCUUCAUUGUAGCUUGUGGAUCCCUAACUUGCUUAACUCUGUUUUUCUGCUCUGCCCUGCGGUAAAUUGAUUGACAUCUUCAUGAUAGUUUACCACGUUGUGGAUCUUCUACUUGCUUCUGCUUCCUCGCAUGUUUGAAAACUUCAUCAGCUCUGAUGUUGCCUUCUUCAAAACCAUCAUGGCCUUUUU
Brassica rapa (field mustard) is the source of this 1501-nucleotide messenger RNA. Its product is annotated as serine/arginine-rich splicing factor RSZ22A. Gene Ontology annotation, molecular function: zinc ion binding; RNA binding. Lineage: Eukaryota; Viridiplantae; Streptophyta; Magnoliopsida; Brassicales; Brassicaceae. The record is from RefSeq and is a predicted model, not a curated record.